Molecule: messenger RNA, 1117 nt
Organism: Eruca vesicaria subsp. sativa (arugula)
Lineage: Eukaryota; Viridiplantae; Streptophyta; Magnoliopsida; Brassicales; Brassicaceae
Source: the annotation of a GenBank genome assembly
AUUUCAUCGACGAUUUUAAUUGAACUUUUCUCUCUCACAAAGCCAAAAGAAAAUGGAUUCGUUCUCGUCCUUCUUCGAUUCACAACCAGGAAGCAGAGGCUGGAGCUAUGAUUCUCUCAAGAACCUCCAUCAGAUCUCUCCUUCCGUCCAGAAUCAUCUCAAGCGGGUUUAUUUGACUUUAUGUUGUGCUCUUGUUGCGUCUGCCUUUGGAGCUUACCUUCAUGUGCUUUGGAACAUCGGUGGGAUUCUCACUACCAUUGCCUGCGUUGGGAGUAUGAUUUGGUUGCUCUCGUGUCCUCCUUAUCAACAACAAAAGAGGCUCUCACUUCUGUUUCUCUCUGCCGUUCUUGAAGGUGCUUCUGUUGGUCCCUUGAUCAAAAUGGCUGUUGAUUUUGACCCAAGCAUUCUCAUCACUGCGUUUGUCGGAACUGCGAUAGCGUUUAUCUGUUUCUCAGGAGCAGCGAUGCUAGCGAGACGCAGGGAGUAUCUCUACCUUGGUGGACUUCUCUCGUCUGGCUUGUCCAUGCUUAUGUGGCUUCAGUUUGCUUCUUCGAUCUUUGGUGGCUCCGCCUCUAUCUUUAAGUUUGAGCUCUACUUUGGACUCUUGAUCUUUGUGGGAUACAUGGUGGUGGACACACAAGAGAUUAUAGAGAAAGCACACCUUGGCGACAUGGACUAUGUGAAACAUGCGUUGACCCUCUUCACCGAUUUUGUGGCUGUGUUUGUUCGUAUUCUCAUCAUUAUGUUGAAGAACUCGGCAGAUAAAGAGGAGAAGAAGAAGAAAAGGAGAAACUGAGGCUGAAAGUUGACAAGGAAAAGCUUAAUAAGAGUGGGUGUUACAAAAAUAUAUGACAGGGUUGUUGUUUCUACGUGUUAGGACGCACUUUUGGUUUGCAUGUUCCUCUUAUUGCCACACGAUUGUAAAUGGAUCAAGUAGUUUUCGUCUUUUUUCUGUAUCUCGACUCUUUCGUAAUGUUCAAGGUGUUUGCUCUACUGUAAAGUCAUUUUGAGCUGAGAAUAAGCAGGGGAAUGAUUAAUAUUUGAACAAUUUAUCUCCAGGUAGUUCGGAGUUUUGUUAACGACUUUUAGUUUUAGCUUUGCCUUUGAUAAGCAAAAU